Molecule: messenger RNA, 1788 nt
Organism: Folsomia candida
Lineage: Eukaryota; Metazoa; Arthropoda; Collembola; Entomobryomorpha; Isotomidae
Exons: 3
Coding region: 33-416 (127 amino acids)
Source: RefSeq, a predicted model, not a curated record
AUAAGCAGACGUAUAAAAUUACAUCGUCAAGAAUGGGCACAUUUUUAAGAAUUAUAAGAUCUACAAAAAUUUUGCUGGUUCUCAAGUUAUUUAUCCUGUUGUCAAUCCCACUGGUCUUAUCGGUCCCAAUAACCGGUUCAAACGACGUUGGAGAUGUUCCAUCCCCAAAAUUGGCAAGUCUAAAAUUUUACCUGGAUCAUCAAAAUGCAAUAACCCAAAAAACACGAACGGCCCGUCAGAGUAAUUACCCCCUCAUGAUUUAUGGAGGAUGCUAUCCCCCCGGUCUCGCUGGUGGGUGGGGGUGGGGACCCCAACCCCCAAAUUACCCUCCUUACAACCUGUUUCGAGCCCAUCAUCCGACUCCGGAUAACCAAUCUAGUAACGACUUCUGUGACAAUCAUCCCAAGGAGUGCUAACCACCUUGCCGACCUGGCUUUACGGGAUGAACACCUACUAGUUAAUCAUAACAAGAAUUGUACAGAGUUGUGUGUUUGUCACUAGUUGAACUUGGCGCUGGGAUAUCACAUUAUUCUAAACGGACUCAACUUACCCCAAACCCGUCUAGACGGGCCACUAAACUUGUAAUAAAUAAACCGUCGCAAACCGCAUGCGAAAGUUGCUUCAGUCUCACUUCACCCCAACCACCCAUCCGACAGUGCGGGAACACUUGACUUUACUGUGUUUCAUCUAUACAUUAACAAGCUUAGUAACCCGUCUAGACGGGUUUGGGGUAACUUAAGCCCGUCUGGGGUAAUGUGAUACCCCAGCACCAAGUUCAUGCUAACACACACUACCCAAUUCUUGCACAUAAUGCAAAAAUCGAUAAUCUCAUAAUGCCCCAUUCAUUGAAAGUCAAGUUGGGGCUCAUUUUUUUAAAUUUACAAUGACAUUGAGUUGUAUCUCAUUUUGCCCCAAGUUUAAACCAAGUUCCAGCGCACACGUUCAAAUUGGACAGACAAACACAGUGAGUCACGGCUAUUCUUAGUAUUGAUUUUUACUGAAAAUCUCAUUUUACCCCAACCACACCUCGUGGUUGGAUCCGAUCUACCCCAAAAGUUGAUAAGAUCCCCCUGGAGUCAUAACUCGAGUUCGUUUAUUUAGUUCCGUUCUCCCGUUAUACCGCUGACGGACAGACAGACAGAGCCUUCGCAUAAAGUACAUACCUAGGUAAAACUAUUAAGAACUAGGGCAGACGCCCGUCCAUCGACGGGCAAAAAGACCCAUUGUCCUAAGCAGAGAAUCGAAACAUUGAGGUUAAAGUUAGCCUAGUUUUUCUCGUAAAACCGUCUACAAAGAACCAGCUUUAUUAUGUAUAAAUAUCAAUAUUUUAAGAAACUUUUAUAAUCCAAAUUUUCAAAAUGUAGGGAAGCAAACGGAUUUGUUCAGUUCAGUACUUUUGUAUCCAUUCCGAGACGAGUUAUUUCUGCCAAUUUCCACAAUGUGAACUGCCCUGCAAUAAGAAGUGCAAAUAAAUAAUGCAAAUAGCUGUUAUUUGACUCUCAGCGAUUUCGAAUGGGAGCAAAUAACAAGUUCUGCAUUAAUUCAUCUGUCUAGGGUCAAGUUGUCUGCAUGCGUUUUCAAUGCAAACAAAUUAUGCAGGUGAUGACCAACUACUUAAAACAGGUUAAAUGUUCAUUGUCACUUCUGCACCGAUAAUUAUUACUUGAACAAACAUAUUAUUUCUGUGCCUGAUCGAGUUCUACAUAUUUUACCUUCUUACAUUCAUUUGUUAAAUAGUUCAAGAAAAUAAAUAUUAAUUCAGUGUUUAAUAAAUUAAUGAAUGACGAG